Suillus fuscotomentosus is the source of this 363-nucleotide messenger RNA. RefSeq lists its product as uncharacterized. The transcript has 2 exons. The coding region runs from base 1 to 363 and encodes 120 amino acids. NCBI's taxonomy places the organism in Eukaryota, Fungi, Basidiomycota, Agaricomycetes, Boletales, Suillaceae. The record is from RefSeq and is a predicted model, not a curated record.
AUGGCAAGACUGUUAUACGAUGAUCUAUCAACUUGGUGGUCAGACCUCAAGAAGAUAGUUGUUGCCAUCACUUCUUCUGUAUACACUCUCAUCCCGCGUACUGAUCUUUCCACUCAGGAGCACGUGAAUUGGGUCGAAGCAGCUGCUGCAGACUUGCUGGAUAAGUCUAAAUAUUUGCGUGACGGGAAGGAUGAAUUGGGGAAGACUAAAAAUUUUGCUCACCCUGGACUUCGCAAAGCUGCCAUUCUUUUCUUCUACGUAGGGUCUUAUCACAUCACUCAUAGGCGACCAGACAUCUUUUGCAAGCAGAUACCACUCAAUUGUUUAGCUCUCGUCGCUACAGUGGUAUCAUCUCAAUAUUAA